Meloidogyne enterolobii is the source of this 1844-nucleotide messenger RNA. Lineage: Eukaryota; Metazoa; Nematoda; Chromadorea; Rhabditida; Meloidogynidae. The record is from the annotation of a GenBank genome assembly.
UCUCCAUGAAAUUAAUAUGAACAACCAGAACGAUAUUGACUAUAAAAGCCAGGCAAAAUACUCAACAAACCAGUUUCGACCUCGUAGCCGAACAAAAACCUCCUUUAGAAAUACUUCAACUUCUCUUCCAAACUCCUUCAGUUAUAUUCAACUGCUCCAAUAUGGGGUCCAAAUUUCUGCUCGGAAAUAUUCUGGCUUUUGGGAUGUGUCUUGGCAUUGUUAUGUCAACUAAUUGUCCUGCACCUUUAACUAAUACACGAAAUUCGGAAAGUAACUCAAAUAGUCAAGCUCAUCGUGAAUGUAACAUUGGGCCAUUAUGUGACUGUUAUGCGACGACUACGCCAGGUAAUGCCCCAACAACUUCAACGGCUGCCGCAUCUACAUCCACUGCUGCAAGUCUGGCUACAGGUUCUAGUGGAGUAACCUCAAAUGCAACCUCUGGAAGUCAAGCUCCUGUGAAUGUCACAAUAAGUUCUGCGACACAAUCCGCAAGCUCAUUCGCUACUUCAAGCUCAACAUCAGGAUCUUGCCCAUGCCUCUUAGUUACAGAGUUAAGAAGAAUUAAAUUUUUACGUUUGAACUUUGACCAACAAAACCGUUUCGAGGUCUGUAUAAAGCAGAUAGAGAUUGACCUUGCUGAUGUGACUUUGACUUUAUCAGUAAAGGUUAUUAGAUCUGUUCUUCAUUUAAAAAAAUGCUUCGCAAACAACACUGACAUUGAACCAUUAGUUACUUGCGAAACAAUUGAUAAAUGGGGAAGGGUCUUCGAGUUUAUUAUUGCAGGAUUCAGCUUCUGUUCAGAUAAUAUGAAAUUAGCAAUAACUCCAGUAGAUAAUAUUGGCAAUACCCCGCUAACCGCCGCUAUUGAAAAUGCAACAGCUAAUGACAAAUGUGGCAAUGGAACAACCGCAAUCGUUCUUACAUGGACAAAAUGGUUUAAAAGGGUUUGCAUUAAAAACGAUGAUGACUGGCCAAUGGAACGAAAAAUUGCAUAUCACGCUGUGGUUCUUCGCCAAUACUGCGCUAAUGCUGCACCUUCCUGCGUCUAUCUAAAUAUAUUGCAAGCAAAAAUUAACUUGGUUGGAAUAGAUUUAACAGUUGAGGACUUUCUUUUCCUCUGUGAUCCGUAUACAACACUCUCAUCAAUUGGAAAUGCCAUGUUAAGUGGAGAUGCUGAUAGCAAUCCUACGUUAAAAUCACUCAACAACUCCAUCAAUUCCAAUGCCACUGCUCAAAAUUAUAACUCCUCAACUAUAGCCGAAGCUAACAACUACGUUUCAACAUGCUACAGCUACUUCAAAAUUGAAAAUGACCCUUUUAAACGUUUGAAAUUUUUAUCGGCACAAUUCUCAUAUUUGAGUUCGUUGGCACAUACGUUAUGCUACCUAACGACAAUUAUUGGAAACGGGUUUCAGUGCCCAUAUUCGCAAAUUAUUGGCACUUCGCACAUUUGUACCAAUAACAACGUUACUGUUUACAAUCAAACUGUUCCUCAAGAUUAUGCCCAUUGUUUCAAACCUGACAAAAAUAACAACACAGAAGUGAUGCAAGCCAUAGAUUUAGACUUGAAACCUCUUCUCACAUCAGUGCAGAUUAUGUCACUUAACAGCUACAGAAACGCAAUUCUCAAUUGUAUAUACAAAUUAUAUCCUAAUGACUGUGUCUCUGCUUAUCAAUGUAGCUUUACUUAUAUUAAAAAUUGCUUCACAAGCAACGGACAAACACAACCGAGAGCAUUGUUUAUGAACACAUUUCUUUGGACAGUUUUUCCUCCUCCACAAACAGUUUCACAAACAAUAAUAGUUGGAACUUUUUCUGGAUCAUGUGGAUGCAAUUCAAAGUAA